GCUGCCGGGUUGGAAUUCCGGAAAGUUUCUUCGGAGUAGGGUGUGGUGAUUGUUUUGGUAUUUUCCUUGAAAGUUUUUCCCUAUUUUCACCCUAUUUGCGAUGGAUUUUAUGAAAUUUGUCGCUUAUUGUGUCUUGUUUGCGGCCUUCUGCAGUAGCUGCUCCGCCCUGGAAUGCUACGUCUGUGCUAAUCAAUCCGCCAACACGGAGAAGUGCCUGAAGACCAUAAAGACCUGUGAACCUGGUGAGGAUGUCUGUCUCACGGAGAUCCGAUGGGGCAGCAUGCCUUAUUGGUCCCAGGGAGCCCUGAAGCAGUAUUACGUCUCCAAGAGAUGCUCCACCAAGGAGAUCUGCCAGAAGAUCCGCUCCCGCUACAUGCCCUACUGCACUCACAUUUGGUACGAGGAUUGGUCCUGCUCAGAGUGUUGCCAAGGAGACAGAUGCAACUAUUUUAUAAUUAGUGCAGCGAAUGAUCUUCGAGCUCCGCUGGCUGUCCUGAUCCUCGGAGCUGUUGUCCUGAUCAGGAGACUCACGUAGAAGCCAUAGAAAAUAAUCCAUCACAAUCUCAGAUAUUUUCCUUCCAAAUUAGGUGAUAAGCAUCUAGUAGUCCGUCCACGAUUUUUUAAAUUGUAUUUUAUAAAAUAAAAAAACACUCGAUUUCGAUUUAAA
Phlebotomus papatasi is the source of this 667-nucleotide messenger RNA. RefSeq names its product phospholipase A2 inhibitor NAI. The transcript has 3 exons. NCBI's taxonomy places the organism in Eukaryota, Metazoa, Arthropoda, Insecta, Diptera, Psychodidae. The record is from RefSeq and is a predicted model, not a curated record. The coding region runs from base 101 to 535 and encodes 144 amino acids.